Messenger RNA from Rhopilema esculentum, 1419 nucleotides. RefSeq lists its product as uncharacterized. NCBI's taxonomy places the organism in Eukaryota, Metazoa, Cnidaria, Scyphozoa, Rhizostomeae, Rhizostomatidae. The record is from RefSeq and is a predicted model, not a curated record.
AAUACUGACUCAGGUUACACAAGGAACGCAUAUAUAAAGGACAACAAAAGACCAAGUCUACAGAGUGCAGUGCCCCUUGGUUAGCGUUGAAAGAGGCCUGCCAAGACAUGAUCAAGAUCGCAAUCUUCGCUUUGCUCCUUUGCCUCGCAAGCUACUGCAAUGCUGCAUCUGUUAAUGAAGGAGCAUUGUCCCAGGAUGUAGCAGCAGAGAGUACCGCCGAACUCAGUAACUUGGAAGGACCUAGCGUGGAAGCAGCAGGAAAGGAGGACGCGGGAGUGGAAGCAGCAGUAGAGGAAGAUGCAACGCUAAAAGAACCAGUUGAGGAAGAUGCAGGAGAAGAUGAUGCAGGAGAGCAAGAUCCGGAAGAGGAAGACGCAGGAAAGGAAGACGCGGAAGUUGAGGACGCAGGAGAGGAAGAUGCAACGUCAAAAGAACCGGUGGAAGAAGAUGUAGAAGAUGAUGCAGGAGAGGAAGAUGCGGGAGAGGAAGACGCCGGAGAGAAUGAUGCGGGGGAGGGAGAUGUGGGAGAGGAAGACGCAGAAGGGGAGAACGCGGCAGCGGAGAAUGGAGUUGAAGAACCACAAGAGGAUGUCGCUCAAGAUGAAAAUGAAGAUAACGAUAUGACGGAAGAAGAUCCUAAUGAGCUCGUUGAAGCUGACAAAACAGAAGCAGACCCUAUAUUCGGGUCGAGAAGAAGAUCAUACGCGCGAAGGCGCAGAUCUUACGUAAGACGACGCAGAUCUUACUUAAGAAGACGCAGAUCCUACGUGAGAAGGCGCAGUAUACUCCUUGGAAGGCGCAGAUUCUACGUAAGAAGACGUAGAAUACUCCUUAGAAGAAGAAGAUCUUAUUUAAGAAGACGCAGAUCCUACAUGAGAAGGCGCAGUAUUCUUCUUGGAAGACGCAGGUCGUACGUAAGAAGACGAAGGAUACUCCUAAGAAGAAGAUCGUAUUUUAGAAGACGCAGCAUACUCUUGGGAAGACGCAGAUCAUACGUGAGAAGACGCAGAAUAUUCCUUGCAAGACGCAGAUCGUAUUUGAGAAGACGCAGAUCUUACAUCAGAAGACGCAGUAUAUUUCUUGCAAGGCGCAGAUCAUACGUGAGAAGACGCAGAAUAUUCCUUGCAAGACGCAGAUCGUAUUUGAGAAGACGCAGAUCUUACAUCAGAAGACGCAGUAUAUUUCUUGCAAGGCGCAGAUCUUACGUGAGAAGACGCAGAUCCUAUGUGAGAAGACGCAGAUCUUACGUAAGAAGACGCAGAGUAUAUGGAAAGAAGUAGAUUUCCAUUUACCUUAAAAACUCCAUUUAUAAAAGGAGAAAACUUUCUACUUAGAAUGAACGGUACUUGACUAUAUCUGAGAGUAUUAAUAAGAUAUGUGUAGCAGAAACAAUUCUUUCUGUUUUAUGCUAUAACGAUA